GCCAGUCAAAGCGAGAAGUAGGACGGGGUGGGAAGCUUGCCGCGCGCCACCAUCACCACACUCACACCUCAACACACAACAGUACAUUUCACCCACUUCCCCUGCACCCACACCUCCCAAAAUCCACACACACGCACAUAACACUCCUAUCUAACUCUACAUGGAGCGUCAUAGCAGUGGGAGUGGUUAUAAGCGAGAUAUUGAGGAUUUUAAUUGAGCGUGGACAAAGGGAAGUGGACAGAGACAAAACAGACGAUGCAGUGAAGAUGACAAGAACAGGAGGAAGAGGCGAGGGUGGCGGAGGAGGAGGAGGAGGUGGGAGCAGCAGUUCUAGCAGUGUUGGAGGAGGUGGAGGAGGAGGAGCACCGCGGCCUCUAAAUGCGGUGCAGCUGGAGCAUCCCUCACACACAGGCACGCUCCUAUACGGCCUCAAUGCUCUCCGCUGUAAAGGCCUACUGCUGGAUGUCACGCUGCUGGCUGGCGGGCAGGCGUUCACGGCACACCGCGUGGUUCUGGCGUCUUGUAGUGACUACUUCCGCGCCAUGUUCACGGACGAGAUGCGUGAGCGUGGCCAGGCUGAGAUCCGUCUGAACGGUGUGAGCGCCGCGGGGCUGCACUGCCUGCUGGAGUACGCCUACACCAGCAGACUGUCCCUCAACCUGGCCAACGUGCAGGACGUGCUGGCCGCCGCGGCACACGUGCAGGUCCUCACCGUGGUGGAGGCGUGCUCCAACUACCUACAGGCACAGCUGGACCUGGACAACUGUGUGGACGUGGCCACCAUCGCCGAGACGUACUCCCUGCACGGCCUGCGGCGCCGCGUCUACGCCUUCAUGAGCUCACACCUGCACAAGCUUGGCAAGAUGGCGGACUUCCAGCGGCUGACGGUGGUGCAGCUGCUGCACCUGCUGUCCUGUGACUACCCCGUGGACUGCAGCGAGGGCCAGGUGCUGCUCACCGUGGCUGGCUGGCUGGCACACUGCCCUGUUGAGCGUGCGCGCCACGCCCCGGCACUCCUGCGCGCCCUCAACCUGCACGAGGUGCCCACUCCCGUGCUGGAACACGCGGCGCGCCUGCCUGGCCUCGCCGAGCCCCUGCGUGCCGUGCAGCGGGCCUUGGGGGUGGGGCGCGGGCCCCCGGCGCCGCCCACGGGCCUGGUGAACUCCCGCGGGCUGGAGCUGGCGGUGGUGAAGGUGGGCGGGUUCAGCAUCGGCGGCAUCACCAACGAGAUCACGUACUACCUGCCCUCCGCGGGACGGUGGCGCCACCUCACCACCAUCCCGCACGUGGAGCAGUGCAACUACGGCACGGCGGUGCUGGCCAACCAGCUGUACGUCAUCGGCGGCUGCUUCAACCAGGCCCUGCAGGAGAACAUCCAUCCCUUCGGCUUCCGCUACAACCCGCACCACAACAAGUGGACCACCAUGGCGCCCAUGCACCGCGAACGAUGCCGCUUCUCCCUCACCGUGCUGGCCGGUCUCCUGUAUGCUGUGGGCGGCGCCAGCGAGGCGGCGGACGACGGCGCCGCGGAGGACGACAGCCUGUGCGAGGCGUACAACCCUGCCACGGAUACCUGGACGUCUAUGGCGGGGCUGCCCGGGGCGCGGGCGCAACACGGCGCUGCAGCGCUGGAGGGUUGUGUACGUGGCAGGGGCUUGGAGGGGGAGCGCGUGCUGGCCUCCUGUUACGCCUACAGCCCCGCCGCCGCCGCCUGGCUGCCCCGCGCCCCCAUGCUCACGCCGCGGGCAGACCACGCCUGCGUGACGCACGCUGGGCGCCUGUACGUGUGUGGCGGGUGGUACGAGGAGGAGGCGGGCAACACGCGCGUGCUGGCUGACACCGUGGACUGUUAUGACCCCCGCACUGACACGUGGAGUGUGGUGACGCGCGUGCCCACGCCCCGCUACCAUGCCGGCAUCCUGGUGGUGGGCGGCAGACUGUACGUGGUGGGCGGCUUCCACUCUGACGCCACCUUUGACCGCGCCACGGGCGUCAUCGAGUGCUACGACCUGGAGGCAGGGCGCUGGGGCACCGAGCAGCCCUACCCGCAGGACAUCUGGGAACACGUGUGUGUGCCCCUCUACGUGCCGCGCUGCAGGGACGACAUGGACGUGCUGGCUGAGGCCAAGUAGCACACACACACACACACACACACACACACACACACACACACACACACACACACACUGCAGCCUUCAUUGUGCAUUAUGGAUGCCUCAAGCAAGAUGAGUGCCGUGCAGAGAGAGAGAGAGGUGGGGGGAGGGUCGGAGGGAUGGGUGUGGCGUGGGAGUAUUUAUAGUAGCAGUAGCACACACAACAAAGCAGCGAACACUGGGCGUGGUGAGUGGUGAGCGGUGAGUGGUGAGGGGUGCAGCCUGUGAUAUGUUGUUAGUUAGUGGGGCACUCAUCACCACGGACAGUGCCACACCACCACACCACCACACCACACCGUCAAUCUUGAGCGGGCGUGACUUCACCUCGCCAGUCACAACACACAAACUUGUCGCCAGCAAUGAAAAGGAAGAAAAACAUGAGAGAGAGAAAACUAUGAUAAACAACAAAUAUAAAC
Messenger RNA from Portunus trituberculatus (swimming crab), 2569 nucleotides. Its product is annotated as kelch-like protein 26. NCBI's taxonomy places the organism in Eukaryota, Metazoa, Arthropoda, Malacostraca, Decapoda, Portunidae. Gene Ontology annotation, molecular function: protein binding. The record is from RefSeq and is a predicted model, not a curated record.